UUUUUGUUUGUGGAAAUAAACGUUUUUAGUGGGGCGAAGUAAUUUUUGAUCCAAGGUUAAAAUUAGCUAACAACAUACCCAAAGCUGGUAGAUUUGAGUAGUCAUAUUUCGAACCAGUAUUUGAUUUGCAUCUGUGGAGUGCUCGUUUAUUGUGCGUCUUUUUCAUAAUAUUAAAUACUCGUAUUGGCAUAUUGCAUGUUAAAGCUUUUCAUCUGUAAUAUUGUAUAUUACAGUUCCAUCCGUUACUAGAUAAUUUACUAACGUGCGUAAUAAAUUCUUUUAUAACAUAAUGAAAAUUCAGUUUAAUCUCACGAUUUUGUCUUUUGUUACUAUCGUUUUUGUCGUUUCUACAACGAACGCAAAGAAUGUCUCACAAAAUCUUGCCGCCAAUAAUCAGUCGAGGACGGACAAACCCAGUGUGAAACAGUCAUCUGAUAUACAUUUACCCGUAUUCCAUAUUGAAUUUGAAGAAAAUUCCACAAUCGACGACAUUACGAAUACCACUUUGGUUAUGCCUCUAUCGAGCACCACUACGGUCUCGUCUUCUGCGAAUAUUACUACGGAAACGUCUACGUCCAGUAACAUCAUUGCGUCAACGUUUGUUGAGGAAACAGUCAACAACGACACCAUCUACACGACUACCGAGGGAAUUGUGAAAAACAUUACUACCUAUACAACGUCUAGUGAGGAAACAGAGACUACAACAACCAGUGUAGAAACAGUAACUGCAGACGUGACAUCCACAACUAUAAAAACCACAAGACGUUGGUAUUAUCAUGGGGGUCACCAUAUUAUAAGACAUAGAGUGACUACUAAAGCUCCUAUUUGUUCAGAUGGAUAUACUGUAAAUACAAACGGAGGAUGUUCACCAAUAUUUAAAGAUUGAUCUAACCUCUAAUGAGCCUUAAGUUUAGAAUGGGAUUUAUUAUUAUUUUAUAUAUAGUAUAUUAUAUGUUCUAUAUCUUAUCUAUAACAAGUAAUAUGUACCUAUAUAUUAUUUGAAACUAUAAAAAAAUCAAUUUAAUUUGUAAUCUUGAUAAUUUUUUUAAUUGGGCGGGAAGAAGAAAUAGGGAUUAAAUAUUUCACUAUCUAUUUAAAUGAACUGACACAUAUUUUUGACUCUUAAUAA
Melanaphis sacchari is the source of this 1129-nucleotide messenger RNA. RefSeq lists its product as uncharacterized. Bases 290 to 886 code for a protein of 198 amino acids. The transcript has a single exon. Lineage: Eukaryota; Metazoa; Arthropoda; Insecta; Hemiptera; Aphididae. The record is from RefSeq and is a predicted model, not a curated record.